AUGGCGGCGUGCGACCUUGCUACGCCGAAGCGCCGAGCCGCCAAGCGACCGGCUGAGCAGCUGACACCUGAAAAGACGACGAGACAGAGGCUUCAGCAGAGCGAGGGAAUCUCCGAGCCGAAGUCACCGAAGUCCUUGCAGGCGGCACCCACGAGCCUCACGCCUGCGGAGAUGAUGCUGGGGGAGGCCCUAGAUGAAGCCUACCCACUGGUCUCACGCGAGCAUGAAUGUGGCGUACUGGACCAGUUCCUGGAAGCCAGCCUGAAAACGAGGGCGGGCAAAUGCCUCUACUUGAGCGGAGGGCCCGGAACCGGGAAGACCUCUGUGGCUCGGGGUGCAGCCAAGGCAUGGCGCAAAGAUCAUGCAGACACCCGAGUUCUGGAGAUCAACUGUAUGGACAACCUGAGGCCAUGCUCAGUUCCGGGCUUUCUGCUGAAAGUGACCCAGGCCUGCAGCCAGGUGACAGGGCUCAAAGGCCCGGCAUUGAGCUCAAAGAGCCCCCUGUCCAGUCUGGUGGCCUCAGCUGUGUCGAGCUUGCGCAGCCUUGGGAGCUCUGUCAUCCUGAUCGUUGAUGAGGUGGACCAGCUCGUGCAGAAAUGGAACGCAGGCGACAAGUCGCUGGAGAUUCUCUGUGGCCUCCCAAAGCAGUCUGGAGCCCCUGCCUUGGCCAUUGUCAUGAUUGCCAAUCACGUGGAUUUGAUGGUCCAAGCCUGUGGCCCCAGAUGGAAGAGCGUCUGCUCCUCCCUUCUCUUUGAGCGCUACUCCUUGCAGCAGCUCAAGACGAUCGUGCAAAGCCGGUUUGCAGGAUCAAGAGACGGGGAGCUGGCCGAAAAGGCGCUUGGAGGUCGCGUUAAGCUGGAGCUUCGUAUUCGGCGAAUAGCAAAUGCUGGCGACUGCCGACACAUCGUUCGGCUUUGUGAGGAGGGGCUCGCAUCAGCCAUCGAGCUCAGGCAAGCAGAAGACCGUGCACCAACCGAUGUAGGAGAAGCAGGCACAACAGCCAGCCAAGGCAGCACGCCACCCACGACAUGCAAAGUACUGGGGACCCAAACGAGUAUAGAUCCCUUGGACUCACUCAAGAGUCUCCCUCUGCAGCAGCAGAUUCUACUUUGCAUCUUGUCCCGAAGGGAUGAGCCGAUGUCCACCUCCGACAUCUUCCAGAAGUACCUUAGCUGUAUGUCUGAGCUGAAGCAGCCCCCAGCUUCCAAGCCCCAAGUCAUCUCGGCGCUCUCCUGCCUCGAGGCGCGUGGGGUCCUAGGCCUGCAGAAGCCACGCAGAGGCAAGGGCGGAAAGGGCAAGGGGCGGGGCAAGGGGAAGACCGAGGAGCAGGUGGUGGUGCUGGAAGUCCGCCGUGAAACGCUGAACGAGGCGCUUCAGGAGUCGGCCCGGGUCCUUUUGGGACUGCGCUGCUUGGAGCUGGAGAGGGCUCCGAAGUGA
Molecule: messenger RNA, 1437 nt
Organism: Symbiodinium natans
Lineage: Eukaryota; Dinophyceae; Suessiales; Symbiodiniaceae
Source: the annotation of a GenBank genome assembly